Molecule: messenger RNA, 3174 nt
Organism: Melitaea cinxia (Glanville fritillary)
Lineage: Eukaryota; Metazoa; Arthropoda; Insecta; Lepidoptera; Nymphalidae
Gene: Nep4
Product: neprilysin-4-like
Exons: 13
Coding region: 1-3174 (1057 amino acids)
Biological process (GO): protein processing
Cellular component (GO): plasma membrane
Molecular function (GO): metalloendopeptidase activity
Source: RefSeq, a predicted model, not a curated record
AUGGCGCGUGUUGACACGCAUUCCCUCCACGCAAUUCAAUUAAAACCAAAAAGUGCUAAUUUUUGUAAAUUUAUACUAUUGAUAGCUGUAACAACUUUUUUUUCUAUCGCGUAUUUUAUUGUUAAAAACCCUUUAGAUAUUUUAGAUGAUCCCUCAGAUCAAUUUAUUGUUCAAAGCGUUCCUAAGAGAUAUACUAAGCUAGAGAGCAUAGAUCCUGAAGAAAGAGACGUUUUUCAAGGGUUUCAGACAUCUUUCCUUCCCCCCGAAGAAAUAAUACUUUCGCAUAGAGACGCUCAUACAAAUCGUGAAAGUUAUGAAGGAAAUGUGACGAGUGAUAUAUUUAUAUGGAAUAACGAUGCCAGAAAACGCCAUGUUCCUACCAGGGUUAAGCGGAGAAGUCAUUUCACAUUCACGUCUCAAGAUUACGGAGUAUUUCACACUGAUGAAAAUUAUAUUUAUAGAAAAAGUAAAGACGAGGGAAAUGAGGAAGAUGAUGUCGAUGGAAAUGUAAAAGAUGUUGUUCACCCCGAACUGUACGUGGACCGUGGUCCACUUGACGAUGUAGAGCAAGUUCGCCGCCAACCAGAACUUGAAGAAGCAGAAAUGGGUUCUGCUGCUCACAUGUACAAGCCAGUUCGCUCUCACUUAGGUGUCCAUGCAUUUUGGAAAGGUCAAGGAGACAAGGAAACAAUACGACGUACUCAAGCAAACAUUAUGAAACAGUAUAUGGACAAAGAUGCAGAUCCUUGUCACGAUUUUUAUCAAUAUGCUUGUGGAAAUUGGCCAGCACUCAACGCCAUACCAGCCGAUAAAGCUGGUUAUGAUACAUUUGAAAUGUUAAGAGAAAAUUUAGACACAGUUCUAAAAGAACUUUUGGAAUUUAAGAAAAAUGAGAAAGUACCAACUAUUUAUCCCGGUUCACAUUUAGACUUAAAUGAUAAUUUCCUGACAAUUACUCAGCCGUCAAUCUGUUCAAGUAAAUCAGAUGAUAUGCAAAUUGACGUUAUAGUAACCAAUUCAAAGGAAAUUAUGAAAUCGGCAGAAAUUAAUAAAGUACAUGAAAGCAAAGCAGAAAUAAUUAAUCGCAUCCGUAGAUAUCUAGAUGAAAAAUCGAAACAGAUGAAGAAACCUUUAUCAAAUGUUAAAUUAAAGCUUUAUGAAAAACUCAAUAUUCAUAAGAAAAAAUAUUUAGGUAGACCAAAUCAAUACAAUAAAACUAGGAUGUAUGAAAAAAAAUCUAGACUCAGUACUUUUUGUAAUGACUACAAAGCAAAUAAACCAUUGAAAAGAGUUAAAAGAAAAGAGAUAAUUGACGAAUUAUUUUCAAUGCAUGGUAAUACCCACAUGAAAAUUGACGACGAUCCAGCGAAAGGCGAUGCUGCUUUAAAAGCCAGAUUUCUUUUUAAAUCGUGUAUGAACCACGAUAUCUUGCAUGCUAGAGGACAUCAGCCCCUUUUAGAUCUAUUAGAUAUUCUGGGUGGAUGGCCGAUAUUAAAACUAAAGUGGAAUGCAAAAAACUUUGACUGGUUAGAGCUUAUGGCAAAGUUAAGAUUGUACAACAACGACAUAUUAAUAUCAGAAUGGGUCGGACCAGAUAUAAAAAAUUCUGAUGAGUUUGUAAUUCAAUUUGAUCAAACUAGCUUAGGCUUGCCCACAAGAGAUUAUUUUAUACAAGAAAAUAAUAAGGUUUAUUUAGAUGCUUACAAAGAAUAUUUAAUUAAAAUUUCAUUAUUACUUGGUGGAGAGCUUGAACACGUAAAAGUCUCUGCCGAAAAGCUAAUUGAUUUUGAAAUAAAAUUAGCUAAAAUAACUUCAGCGCCAGAAGACAGACGCAACGUAUCAGAACUAUACCGACGAAUGACUCUCGCGAAACUUGAAAGCUUAGUGCCUCAAGUGAAAUGGAGGAAGUACCUUUGUAUUGUAAUGAAUAGAACCGUACAUUCGCAAGAGACUGUUGUUUUGUUUGCAUUAAACUAUGUUCGACACUUAGUCCAAUUGAUAGAGAAAACGGAUCCAGACACUUUAUCAAAUUACCUGCUGUGGCGUUUCGUGAGGCACCGUGUGAACAACCUGGACGAUCGCUUUCAGUCUGCGAAACAACAAUUCUAUUAUAUACUAUUCGGCCGAGAGCAAGCCCCGCCGAGAUGGAAGAACUGCAUCUCCCAAGUAAACUCAAACAUGGGGAUGGCGUUAGGAUCGAUGUUUGUCAAAAAUUACUUCGACGAAAUGAGCAAAAAUGACACACUAAAAAUGACAAGGGAAAUACAGCAGGCUUUCAGAGAAAUACUACAUAUGACAAAUUGGAUAGACGAUGAGACAAAAAAACUUGCAGCGCAUAAAGUGGACACCAUGAUGCUAAGAAUAGGCUAUCCAGAUUUUAUUUUGAAUAAAAAUGAAUUGGAUGAUCGUUACAAGGAAGUUAAAAUACACCCGAAUAAAUAUUUCGAAAACAUAUUGAAUAUUUUGCAACAUUUAACUAAAAUGGAACAAUCCCGUAUCGGUCAACCAGUAAACAAGACGCUAUGGAACACAGCACCAGCUGUUGUAAACGCGUACUACAGUCGCAAUAAGAAUCAGAUUAUGUUUCCCGCUGGUAUAUUACAGCCGCCAUUUUACCACAGGCACUUCCCAAGAUCUCUGAAUUUCGGUGGCAUUGGUGUGGUUAUUGGACACGAAAUCACGCACGGUUUUGACGACAAGGGUCGUCUGUUCGACUGCGAGGGAAAUCUCCAUCGCUGGUGGUCGGAUUCCGCAAUCGAAGCCUUCCACCAACGUGCGCAGUGCCUCAUUGAUCAGUACGGACAGUACGUUGUGCCUGAAGUCAGUAUGAAACUGGACGGUGUCAAUACACAAGGUGAAAACAUUGCAGACAACGGCGGUGUGAAGCAAGCAUUCCACGCAUAUCAGCACUGGCUUAGUCACCAUGAUUCCAAAGACGAGACGUUGCCGGGUCUCAACCACACGCACACUCAGUUGUUCUUCCUCAACUUCGCACAGGUAUGGUGUGGAGCUAUGCGCCCAGAGGCUAUGCGCAAUAAAUUAAAAACAGCUGUUCAUUCACCGGGCAGAUUUCGAGUUAUAGGGACUCUGUCGAAUUCCCUAGAUUUCGCCAGAGAAUUUCGUUGUCCACCUGGUUCUCCAAUGAAUCCGACACACAAGUGUAGUGUUUGGUAA